Dendroctonus ponderosae (mountain pine beetle) is the source of this 1158-nucleotide messenger RNA. RefSeq names its product N-alpha-acetyltransferase 40. The record is from RefSeq and is a predicted model, not a curated record. Gene Ontology annotation, molecular function: histone H4 acetyltransferase activity; histone H2A acetyltransferase activity; protein N-terminal-serine acetyltransferase activity. Gene Ontology annotation, cellular component: nucleus. The coding region runs from base 168 to 953 and encodes 261 amino acids. Lineage: Eukaryota; Metazoa; Arthropoda; Insecta; Coleoptera; Curculionidae. The transcript is spliced from 5 exons.
GAAAACUCUGACAGAGUGAAAUUGUCAAUGUGUUGUCAAUUUACAUCUGCCGCCAAUAUCAGACUACAUGCUAUCUAGUGUGAUUGUUUAUAGUUAAAUUUCUAACAUUUAUUGUUAUAUUAGUAAUAAAAAAUUAUUUCUUAAUACAACAGAAGAAAAUAUAAAAAAUGGGGAGAAAAACUGCGGCUAGUAGUGCUAAAGGAAAGGAAAAACGAUUGCAAAGGAAAGAGGAGCAGCAAAGAAUACGGGAGGCAAUGACAGUGGUGGCCGAAGCCAAUAAACUGGAAAACCCCCUGGCAGACUUUCCAGUUUUUCAAAAGUACAAUAAGAAUGGAAUUGUAGCAGAUAUAAUCUAUAGAAAAAGUUCAGAUUUGAGUGAUAUCGAAAAGAAGUGGGCUCUUUCCCUAACAAAGAAAAACAUGCAAUUAAAGUAUGAACAGUGUUCGUGGGGUUGGAAUGAACCCAAGAAGGUUGAGGAAUUAUAUGAUGAAGCUGCCAGAUAUUUAAUUGCCAAAAGUACAAAUGAUGGCAAUUAUUUGGGAUUUUCCCACUUUCGAUUCGACCUCGAUGAAGGAAUCGAAGUUCUAUAUUGUUAUGAACUGCAACUGGAUAACCACGUUCAAAGGAAAGGGUUAGGCAAAUUUAUGAUGCAGAUAUUGGAACUGAUCGCCUUCAAAAACAACAUGAAAAAGGUGGCGUUGACUGUCUUGAAAAAUAACACAAACUCCAAAUUUUUCAAAGCUGUCGGAUACGAAUUAGACGAGUCAUCUCCUAUUGAUGACGAAGAGGAAGCCUUUCCAUAUGAAAUCCUCAGUAAAAUAAAUAAAAGAUUGGCGUCAACAUUGCCAAGUUCGACCAUCAGUAAAGCUCAUAAUCAUCUCCAGAACGGUCACGGACACAGCCAUGGCCACAGUCACCUAAACGGUCAUUGUUGCCCUGGUCAUCAUCAUUAGUUUAGGAACAAAUGUCCUUUUUUGUGUUCGUCGUGUAACAUUAAACAGUAUCUGAAUAAGAGAAUUAUUGCUUUUUUUGUGGUAUCAGACUAUUUUUUGUGGUAGUUUGGUUCUUCGACAUAUUCGACUUACCCUAGAAAAUGUUUAUAUAAUUUCAUUAGACGUAAUAAGUAUUUUCAGCUAAAUAAACAACGAGUUAAACUGA